UGGCCCCGUAUUAAUUGAGCACUUGCUCAAAAUAGAACACAGAAAUAGAAGAGGCAUUUUCUUAACAUAUGGCUGCUACAUAACUGCAAACAUAAUAAACAAGUUGAUCCAAGAAACUACCUCUCUCAGGAGAACAAACAGCUCACAGAAGCUUUUCUUCCUUUGGCAACUGAUUUUUUUUUUUUUCUUUUACAGAUUUAAUUUUUUGUAGUGCAAGGUAAUAAGAAAUCUGUUUUCUCUAGAAGUCCCUUGUGUCUGCAAAAAGUUGUUUGAGAGCAUUGGGGAAAGCUAAUCAGUGACCUCUGUUCACCUCCUUUCUAGCUUUCCCUCUCCCUUUCCUCCCAAAGCUGAGGUGUGUCACUGCUGAACUGAGGCUGAUGAAGAGACUAGAGCACUCUCUGGGAUGCUCAGCUGUGACAGAAGCACUGAUACUGUCUACCAAAGCAGGUUCUGAGACACUCAUUUGCAUAGUUUAACAGAUGCUGGGCAACGCACCUGCUUGCUGUAGCCAAGUCUGCAGAGUCUCUUAAUUCCAAGCCAUGAACGAAUCCAGGUGGACUGAAUGGAGGAUCCUGAACAUGAGCAGUGGCACUGUCAAUGUGUCGGAACGUUACUCCUGCCCACUUGGAUUUGGCCACUACAGUGCAGUGGAUGUCUGCAUCUUUGAGACAAUAGUUAUUGUCUUGCUGACAUUUCUAAUCAUUGCUGGGAAUUUAACAGUCAUCUUUGUCUUUCAUUGUGCUCCACUCUUACAUCAUUAUACUACUAGCUAUUUUAUUCAGACGAUGGCAUAUGCUGAUCUCUUCGUUGGAGUUAGCUGCUUGGUUCCUACUCUCUCACUUCUCCACUACUCCACAGGUGUCCAUGAGUCAUUGACUUGCCAGAUUUUUGGAUAUAUCAUCUCAGUUUUAAAAAGUGUUUCUAUGGCAUGUCUUGCUUGCAUCAGUGUGGAUCGCUAUCUUGCAAUAACCAAGCCUCUUUCCUACAAUCAAUUGGUCACUCCUUGUCGCCUGAGAAUUUGCAUCAUUUUGAUCUGGAUCUACUCGUGCUUAAUUUUCUUGCCUUCUUUUUUUGGCUGGGGGAAACCUGGUUACCACGGUGACAUUUUUGAAUGGUGUGCCACCUCUUGGCUCACCAGUGCCUAUUUUACCGGCUUUAUUGUUUGUUUACUUUAUGCUCCUGCUGCCUUUAUUGUCUGCUUCACUUACUUUCACAUUUUCAAAAUUUGCCGGCAGCACACCAGAGAGAUAAAUGACCGAAGAGCCCGAUUCCCUAGCCAUGAGGUAGAUGCUUCUAGAGAGACUGGACACAGCCCUGAUCGUCGCUAUGCCAUGGUUUUGUUUAGGAUAACCAGUGUAUUUUACAUGCUGUGGCUCCCCUAUAUCAUUUACUUUCUUCUAGAAAGCUCCCGUGUCUUGGACAAUCCGACACUGUCCUUCUUAACAACCUGGCUUGCUAUAAGUAAUAGUUUUUGUAACUGUGUAAUAUACAGUCUGUCCAACAGUGUUUUCCGGCUAGGCCUCCGAAGACUGUCAGAGACAAUGUGCACAUCAUGUAUGUGUGUGAAAGAUCAGGAAGCACGAGACCCCAAACCUAGGAAACAGGCCAAUUCCUGCUCCAUUUGAAGAGAACUACACAGUAAAUCAAAUAUAACCUGACAGUGGUUUUGGAUCGUAUUCUUGAUUCAUCUGGAAACUUGCCAUCAGAGAAAUAUUUACUUGAAUAGUUGACUAUGAAUUGAAGGAUGAAACUAAAAGUUUCUUUCUUUCUUUUUUUUUACUUUUUCAUGAAAAAAACUAAAAUUAAGGAUGUAUAGAGAAUAAUCUCAUGAGGUAAUUAUAGUGUGUGAGUAUAAAUGUGCAGUAAUAGGAAAACUGAAGCACUGAGGGUGAGAAAAGUCUCAAGUCUUCUACAGGACAUGAGCAGCCUCUCGGUGUCCUACGUCUGACUGUUCUCUCUGUCUCUGUGUUUGUCUCUCAUUUUUUCUCUCUCCGUUUCUCUCACUCUUUGUGUUUGUGGAAAUUAUUACUUAGAUAAAUUGCCCCUUAUACAAAAAUGUAUAUUAUAUAUCUGGCAAAGGAUAACCUUUUGCCUCAAAGUGUACUUUUAAACACAAUCUAAGAUUCAUAAGUGAUCUCUUCAUGGAGGAUGCACAUUAAGUGUUGUAUUUUAGCACUUGCACACAACUCCUUUGCUUGUGUUUUUAUAAUCUUCUCUGCAGCACAAAUUUUCUGUUACAAAUUUUUUUUUUUUUUUUUUUAAAGAUGACCGGUAAGGGGAUCUUAACCCUU
Messenger RNA from Galeopterus variegatus (Sunda flying lemur), 2291 nucleotides. RefSeq names its product G protein-coupled receptor 52 (gene GPR52). Gene Ontology annotation, biological process: G protein-coupled receptor signaling pathway. Gene Ontology annotation, cellular component: membrane. The record is from RefSeq and is a predicted model, not a curated record. NCBI's taxonomy places the organism in Eukaryota, Metazoa, Chordata, Mammalia, Dermoptera, Cynocephalidae. Bases 540 to 1625 code for a protein of 361 amino acids. The transcript has 2 exons. Gene Ontology annotation, molecular function: G protein-coupled receptor activity.